AUGGCUGUUAUGAUGAACGAAAUGACUAAACUCAGAAGUGAGCUGUCCAAAUCCAAGGCAGAAGUAUGUGUAUUAUGUGAUGGAUCCCAUAGUUUGGAUGACUGCCCGUCUAAAAUGGAAGCUGUCCAGUUUGUCAGACAGCGCAAUGCAGGGGGAUUCAACAAUUUCAACAAUUGGAGAAAUCAACAACAGACCAACUGGAACAAUGCUCCACAACAAGGAAAUUAUCAAAGGCUUGCUCAACCCCCAGGAUUCAACAGACAAGAUGGUCAGCUUCCCAAUUAUCAGAAUCAGCAACGUUCUAACCAACAAUACAUACCAAGGGAAGAUGAAUGGAUUUCUGUUCAAAUUGCAAUCAAGGGUUUGGUGGUGUCUUGUAAAAGUUUGGAAAAUCAGUUGGCCCAGAUUGCAAAACACAAUGCUGAAAGACCAUCUGGGAGCCUGCCCAGUGACACAAUUGUGAACCCCAAGGGGAAUGACCAAAAGCAAGCGAAGGCUGUCACUCUCCGAAGUGGAAAGCAACUCAAUCAGCCAAGUGAAGAAGCCACUCCUGCGAGUGACCCUGCAGGUAAAAAUGAAACUUCUUUUGAGCAAAUAUCUGAUAAUGAUGAUAUGGUUGAACAGGAGCAACCCGCUGAAAAACCUGGAAUGGAGGGAAUUCAAUUUCCAGCACCAAUUAAGGAACCACAACAGCCAGCUCCAACGCCACCAUAUCCACCAGUUGAUGCAGCAAGGCAAUUGCUCGACAAUAUGACCACCAACCAUUCAAGAUGGCAAUCUGAUCCAAGGGCAAUUUCAAAACAGCCAGGGAUGAUGGAAUUUGAUCCCAGUACACAUCUGCAAGCUCAAAUGGCUGUUAUGAUGAACGAAAUGACUAAACUCAGAAGUGAUCUGUCCAAAUCCAAGGCAGAAGUAUGUGUAUUAUGUGAUGGAUCCCAUAGUUUGGAUGACUGCCCGUCUAAAAUGGAAGCUGUCCAGUUUGUCAGACAGCGCAAUGCAGGGGGAUUCAACAAUUUCAACAAUUGGAGAAAUCAACAACAGACCAACUGGAACAAUGCUCCACAACAAGAAAAUUAUCAAAGGCCUGCUCAACCCCCAGGAUUCCACAGAAAAGAUGGUCAGCUUCCCAAUUAUCAGAAUCAGCAACGUUCUAACCAACAAUACAUACCAUGGGAAGAUGAAUGGAUUUCUGUACAAAAUGCAAUCAAGAGUUUAGCGGUGUCUUGUAAAAGUUUGGAAAAUCAGUUAGCCCAGAUUGCAAAACAAAAUGUUGAAAGACCAUCUGGGAGCCUGCCCAGUGACACAAUUGUGAACCCCAAGGGGAAUGACCAAGAGCAAGCGAAGGCUGUCACUCUCCGAAGUGGAAAGCAACUCAAUCAGCCAAGUGAAGAAGUCACUCCUGCGAGUGACCCUGCAGGUAAAAAUGAAACUUCUUUUGAGCAAAUAUCUGAUAAUGAUGAUAUGGUUGAACAGGAGCAACCCGCUGAAAAACCUGGAAUGAAGGGAAUUCAAUUUCCAGCACCAAUUAAGGAACCACAACAGCUAGCUCCAACGCCACCAUAUCCACCAGUUGAUGCAGCAAGGCAAUUGCUCGACUAUAUGACCACCAACCAUUCAAGAUGGCAAUCUGAUCCAAGGGUAAUUUCAAAACAGCCAGGGGUGAUGGAACUUGAUCCCAGUACACAUCUGCAAGCUCAAAUGGCUGUUAUGAUGAACGAAAUGACUAAACUCAGAAGUGAGCUGUCCAAAUCCAAGGCAGAAGUAUGUGUAUUAUGUGAUGGAUCCCAUAGUUUGGAUGACUGCCCGUCUAAAAUGGAAGCUGUCCAGUUUGUCAGACAGGGCAAUGCAGGGGGAUUCAACAACUUCAACAAUUGGAGAAAUCAACAACAGACCAACUGGAACAAUGCUCCACAACAAGGAAAUUAUCAAAGGCUUGCUCAACCCCCAGGAUUCAACAGACAAGAUGGUCAGCUUCCCAAUUAUCAGAAUCAGCAACGUUCUAACCAACAAUACAUACCAAGGGAAGAUGAAUGGAUUUCUGUUCAAAUUGCAAUCAAGGGUUUGGUGGAGCAACCCGCUGAAAAACCUGGAAUGGAGGGAAUUCAAUUUCCAGCACCAAUUAAGGAACCACAACAGCCAGCUCCAACGCCACCAUAUCCAGAUUGGACAAGAAAUUUUCCACCCCAACAGAUUUCAAAAGGUGUAACAGAAAGGGCCUCAGGCACAGAAGGCAAUUUUCAGAUUCAAUCACAAAACCCCUCUUUCAAUUUUGCCAAUACAACUCUUAGGGUUUGUCACAAGAUGCCACCGGCAAGGAGGAAGGCUGCUGCCCGCAAAACCGCCUCCAACACAAGGAGAAGGAUAUCAUCCUCCUCAUCCUCGCCCUCUCCUAAACAGCAAAGAACGCCCACUCCACCAGCAUCCCCUGCAAGAGAACCCACCCCACCACCACCUCCACAACCACCAAGGGCGCUGCAAGAACAAGCCCUUAAUGCCAUCACAGAUGAAUGGGAACCCAGGUUGUUCCCAAGGAAGAAGGGUUGGGAUUUCUUUUUGAAACACAUAAGGCGAAAGUUCAUUCCAGAAAGGGGAAUCGGUGAAGAUGGCGCAGCUUUUGCCUACAUCAAGCGCCAUGGCUGGGAGACCUUCUCCAAACCACUGAUCAAGCCACGGAUCCAGAUUGUGCAAGAAUUUUACGGCAACUUCCACACUGCCCCCAGAGAUGGAGUGUUCGUCAGAGGCAUCAGCGUCAAUUGCAGCACAGAGGCCAUCAGGGCCAUCUGGAAAUUACCAAGAAUAAGCAUUGAUUACAGGGAAACCCUGGCUGCCCUGCAUCCAAAUCAACCGCUGAAACAGGCCAUUCUGUCCAGAUUGGCAAAAGAGGGCACAAGCUGGGAAAUGGAUGACCAAGAAAACCCGUUGGGAUUUCCAGCAAACGCGUUGCAAACGCCUGACUUGAAUCUCUGGCACCAUUUCAUCUGCUGCAACCUGAUGCCAACAUCCUACACUGCUAAGGUCACCUACGAGAUGGCCCUGCUGCUGGCAGGGGUGACCUUCCUGCACACCGACGCAGAAAGCAACUUGCAGCAACCAUUGAGGAUGCACAAGCUGGACCAGAAACCCCCAGGUGCCUCAUGGCCCGGGACAAACAACAUCCACUCCCACUUCAACUGGACAAUUGAAGCAGAGGGAUUUCAACAAGCAGAGCAGGUUCAUCCUGGAUUACGUCCACCAAUGCCAGACGAGGACGGAGAAAUUCCUGCAGGAAAUGCACAAGUGCAUUGGAUGCCCUGA
Oldenlandia corymbosa var. corymbosa is the source of this 3294-nucleotide messenger RNA. Lineage: Eukaryota; Viridiplantae; Streptophyta; Magnoliopsida; Gentianales; Rubiaceae. The record is from the annotation of a GenBank genome assembly.